UACAGUGCAGUUCUGUGCGGUGCGGUGCGUAAAACUCUUAUUUUCGAAUGAAAAUUAGGAUCCUACGCGAACAGUUUUGCAGCAACAGCCAUGGGGAAACGACCGCUAUCGCGCAAGGAACUCGAGGAGCAAAAGAAACGUGAGGAUGAAGCUGCUGCGGCUCAUGCAUUUAAAGAGUUUGUUGAGACAUUUCAAGAAGCACCCUCGAAAAUAUCUAAAGUAUGGGUAAAGGCAGGAACGUACGAUGCUGGUUCGAGGAAGGAAGAUACACGCGACAGGGGAAAGCUGUACAAACCCCAGUCCCGCCUCGAGUCAGACCAGGAAAAAUCGAUGGAUUACGUGAAAAUGGUAGCGAGCGAGAAUCGGAAAGAUGUUGCCCUGGGAAAGAAAAGAAACCAAGAGAAGAAAAAGAGCAAUCUUGAGAUUUUCAAAGAAGAGCUCCGACAGAUUCAGGAGGAACGCGAAGAGCGGCACAAGUACAAACAUAUGGCCCGCUCGAUGCUGCCCGGAACAAGCUCGGCCGAGUCGGAUCCAGUGUACAAGGAAACCGAAUCGGGUUCAUUCGACAACGGUGACCCCAACACGACCAACUUAUAUUUGGGCAAUCUGAAUCCAAAGAUAUCUGAGCAAGCGUUGAUGGAGCUUUUCGGCAAGUAUGGGCCACUGGCGAGCAUUAAAAUCAUGUGGCCCCGGUCCGAGGAGGAGAAAAUGCGUGGUAGAAACUGUGGUUUCGUGGCGUACAUGAGCCGGCGCGAUGCCGAACGAGCCCUACGCGCACUGAACGGGCGCGAUGUGAUGGGAUACGAGAUGAAGCUUGGCUGGGGCAAAUCCGUCCCAAUAAUGACGCAUCCCAUCUACAUCCCACCGAAGCUGCUCGCUUACACACUACCUCCGCCACCGUCCGGGUUACCGUUCAAUGCACAACCUCAUCCAUCGGAUACGGACAACAUUCCGAAGAUGACCUCCGUAGCGUACAUGUCGGAGCCGGAGCUGAAGGAACGGAUGGACAGUGUGUUGGUGAAAUCCGUUGUAAAGGUUGUCAUACCUACCGAAAGACAUCUGCUAAUGCUCAUCCAUCGUAUGGUGGAGUUUGUAAUCCGCGAAGGACCAAUGUUUGAAGCGCUCAUUAUGACGCGAGAAAUGGAUAAUCCUAUGUACAAGUUUCUGUUUGAAAACGAAAGCCCGGCGCACAUUUACUACCGGUGGAAGUUGUUUUCUUUGCUUCAAGGUGAUACGCCGGGUGAUUGGCGUACGAAAGAGUUUCGUAUGUUCAAGAAUGGCUCGAUUUGGAAACCGCCGCCGAUUAAUUUCUACACCCAGGGCAUGCCCGAUGAGUUGCUCGCGGAUGAAGAGGGUAUCGAGACGAAUAAAGGAAAUUUAUCCCUAGCACAACGAGAUCGUUUGGAAGAUCUUAUCCGUCAUCUUACCCCGGAGAGGCAAAAGAUCGCCGAUGCCAUGAUCUUCUGCAUCGAGCACGCUGAUGCGGCAGAGGAAAUCUGCGAAUGCAUAACCGAGGCGUUGUCUUCGAACGAUACGCUCGUAAAAAAGAAGGUCGCCCGGCUGUAUCUCAUCUCAGACAUUUUACACAACUCCGCCGUGAAGGUGCAAAACGCUAGCUUUUUUCGUAAAGCGAUGGAAAAGAAUCUGCUCGACAUAUUUCGCAAUCUGAACGGGUACUACAUGCAGCUGGACAGUCGACUGAAGGCGGAAGGAUUCAAGAGCCGCGUGAUGGGUGUGUUUCGCGCUUGGGAAGAAUGGACGAUCUAUCCGAGGGAGUUUCUUUUGAAGUUGCAGCACACUUUUCUUGGAAUUCAACCGGUCGAAAAACAACCGGAAGAGGAACCGGAAGAGGAGAAGGAAGACGAAGAUCUCGAUGGGAUUCCGCUGGACGGGGCGGCACUGCUUAAAAGUGCCAUGCUGUGUGGAAUGGCAAGUGAAGAAAAUCGAACCCCACUGAUAAAACAUGACAUCUACAGCGAUGAGGAUGACAUCGAUGGUAUGCCUCUGGCGGACGAUGAUAUCGACGGUAUUCCCUUGGACAACGCGGCGGAUGAGUUGGGCGGUACUCUGGAAUCUUUGGGAAGUCGAGUCAGCUCCAUCGGGGCGACAGGUGAAGGCGGGGGACGAGCUAGUUCGAAAAAAGGGAAACCGGGCAGUGGCUCAUUUAUCCCGUCCAAAUGGGAAUCGGUUGAUGCAUCACAAAUUGAAGCCCAAGCGGUCACCACCAGCAAAUGGGAUACACUAGAUCCGGUUGUACCGGAGCCACCGAAAAUUUCACUUCAAAAUUCGGGUGGUUCGAUGGGCCGGAAGUAUGGCAACACCUACAGUGAAGACGACGAUGACGAUCGGGACGACGACGGGAAUGGCGCACCAGACCAGGACGAGCUUCGACGGUUACGGUUGCGUGAAAUAGAGGUAAAAAUCGUCCAGUAUCAGGACGAAUUCGAGUCCGGUUCACGGCCGGUGCGCACCGGUUGGACGAUGCACGAAGAGAUCGAUAGCUACCGGAUGAAGCUGAUAAAGGAAAUGGAGAAGGAACUGCGCCAUAAAGGUCGUGAAGAGCAGAAUUGGCCUGCUUCGGAUGAGGACAAUCGCUCGAGGAAAGCUACCAAGCGCAGUCCAAGCGAGGAUAGCUUAAGAAAACACAAAAGAAGAAGGACAUCCAUUUCUCCAGGUUCAAAAUCGUCAAAACGUCGGAUGUCCACCAGUUCCUCCGACGAGGAACAAUCGUCGAUGGACCGGAUUGCAUCACGCUAUCGAUACUCUUCGGAGCGCUCCGUGUCCCCGGGAGCAGCUUCCAGUUCACGUACCAGUAAAUAUGAUCUUCUUGGAUCUCCGGCUGCCGCGAGCAGACAUACCAGCACUGGGGAAUCCGCCGGUUAUGAUCGAUACGAUCGCGAUCGCGACCGGAGCAGGGAUGGCCGCGAUCACCGCGAGAAGAAGGAACUAGGAAGGGAAAGAACGCAACUUUCGCACGAACGUGACCAUCGGGAGCAUCGGGAAAGGGGACGCGAUAGUGAACGGGGCCAUGGGCGUGAUCAUGAUCGCGAUCGAGGGACCCGUGACGAUCGGGAACGUGAACGAGACUACGAUCGUGAUCGGACUAGAGACAGCACUUCCAGUUCCCGUUACCGGGAACGUGAACGUGAACGGGAACGAGAUCGAGCGAAGGAUGUGUACGCCAGUACCAGUAGCAGUAGUAGCAAUAGGAAAGAAUCUGCAGGAAGUUCAAAGUAUGAUGAUAGAGUUCAUGGUAAACGAUAUCGGUAAAUGCGAUUCAUUUUCCUUUGAUUCGAGCACUGCUAAAUAAUUAUAACAUGGACGAACAUUUAAAAAAUUAUUCUUAGUACUGUAGCCAAGCAAGCAGCAAGCAGAAUUUAAUAUUUUCGUAUAAGAUAAAAAAAAGUCCGCGAUAGUUUAAGAUUUGGGACUGAAUCUGCUGUUACAAAAUCAUCGGUUUAUCAGGACACGGAAAGGUUCUGUGGUAAAUUUUCGUAUGAGCACGAAUUUUCCACAUUCGGAUUCCUCGUCUUGGCGUAACGACCAACGGUGGUCAUGCCUACCCUAACUCUGACGGCCGGGUACAUCUAUAGAUGUAAUGGCUCCGUUUCAGUUUGCAUCCGAUCACAUCAUUUUGGUGUGCUGUCAACGCUGUCACCAAAUAAGCACCACAGACUACUGGAUGUAAAAAAAAUAACAAAUUUCACAGGGCGUGUUGCUGUUCGUUCGUAAAUUCUUAUAAAGAUUGAAAAAGAAUUAUCAAACAGGGCGGCCAGAUACUGAGGAACUAGUGCAAACGCACCGGUCGCAAAGCGUUGCGACACCGUGAAUUGUGCGGCCGUCAAAGUGUUAAAGGCUUACUAGAUUUUUUCCCUUUGUGUACGUGUAUAGUCAGUCUUUUCGUAUAAGGCGAGGUUUCGGUCAUGGUUUUGAUUCGAGCCCACGCCAUCGAGGUGCGCGCUCAUGAGCCGACUUUCUAACCGGCGUAAUCGCUCGGGUGUCACGGAUCCCCGGAUUUCUCGAAAGCACUGCAAAUGUAGUCUAUUAAAGUAAAGUAAAUUUAACAAUUUUAAACAAAAUAAAAUGU
Molecule: messenger RNA, 4087 nt
Organism: Anopheles coustani
Lineage: Eukaryota; Metazoa; Arthropoda; Insecta; Diptera; Culicidae
Product: U2 snRNP-associated SURP motif-containing protein
Exons: 8
Coding region: 91-3270 (1059 amino acids)
Biological process (GO): RNA processing
Cellular component (GO): nucleus
Molecular function (GO): RNA binding
Source: RefSeq, a predicted model, not a curated record